Messenger RNA from Lactuca virosa, 327 nucleotides. Lineage: Eukaryota; Viridiplantae; Streptophyta; Magnoliopsida; Asterales; Asteraceae. The record is from the annotation of a GenBank genome assembly.
AUGGAUCACAGUUUCAACACCUCCACCCCAAAUGAUGACGAUUUCUAUGCUGAACUCACAAGACAGAUACUGGUUCUUACAGACGAAGAUGAUGAUGUUCAAGUGAAGAAAAAGGGUGACCGGAAGUUUAACCAGAGACCAGUCGGUGGUGGGUGGUCAGUGAUGCCGGGAAACUGUUUUUUCAGUUGGUCGGAAGGUGGGGAGGUUGAGGUUCCUGGUUGGAUGGAGAGGUUGUGGGUGGCAAACGGUGGCGGAACCGGAGUGUUCAUACCUCGUGCAGCGGUACUACACAGGUCCAGAUCACAGGUCCAGAUCAAAAAGACAUAA